CUACACAUAUAUAUGUUUUCGCCGACCAUCGGAGACCGACGCCGACGCUAUCCUUCCACCCCGUCUCCGCCUCCACCAUCCGCAAACCUCUCGCCGGAGGCCACCAGCCGCCUAAGCUGUCCUUUAGCCCGGAACGCCGUCGCAGUGUAAUCUCUCUCCCCAUAUCUCCGUCGCCGCUGUCAAACCCUUACCCUCCGUUCACCUAUAGGGAUUAGGGAGUACCAAUUUUGCUAAAAAGUGUCAUUGUUUGAGACGGUUUCAGAUACUCCGUAAGAUUUAACUUGGUUUGAAAUCCCCAUUUCCACCAAAAGAAGAUAGGGCUAAGUCACUAGCAGACAACUUUUUACUAAAGGCCAGCAUAAAAUAGAAGUAAUCAAGUAAAUAAAACCCCUACUUACAAGGAGUGGAAUGGAUUGUAGAGUUCUUUCUUGUGGAACCUUUAACUUUACCCGGAAUUUGGGUGGAAAUUCUGGCCGGGAUACAAUUAUUGGUCGAAAGUAUUCUCAUUUCCGUGCAGGCUCAUUUUGUAUGACAAUCAGGUCUGGAAUGAAGUCUUAUAGGCUGUCAGAGCUUUCACACUCUGAGGCUGAUGGACUGAAAGCUCGUCCUCGCAUAAAUUUCUCUUCUAUAUUCAACUUGGUCCAGCCCAUUGUUGAUGAUGUUCGUAGUAGAGGUGAUGCAGCUGUAAAAGACUAUACCAUCCAGUAUGACAAGGUUGAAGUGCAGAAGGUGGUUGAAAAUGUUUCUGAACUUGCUGACCCCGAGCUUCAAGCAGAUGUUCGUGAGGCAUUUGAUUUAGCAUAUGACAACAUAUAUGCCUUUCAUGCUGCACAAAAGCCUGCUGAGAGAACUGUUGAGAACAUGCAAGGUGUUAGAUGCAAACGUGUAGCUAGGAGCAUUGCUUCCGUCGGUCUUUAUGUCCCUGGUGGAACUGCUAUUUUACCUUCCACUGCCCUGAUGCUUGCAAUUCCUGCCCAAAUUGCUGGGUGCAAAACUGUUGUACUCGCAACUCCACCCACUCGGGAUGGUAGCAUUUGCAAGGAGGUCCUUUAUUGUGCCAAGAAAUCUGGUGUCACUCACAUUCUCAAAGCUGGAGGUGCUCAGGCCAUUUCUGCAAUGGCAUGGGGGACCAAAUCUUGCCCAAAGGUUGAGAAAAUUUAUGGUCCGGGAAACCAGUAUGUCACUGCUGCAAAAAUGAUUCUUCAGAAUAGUGAGGCUAUGGUUUCAAUUGAUAUGCCUGCUGGACCAUCAGAAGUUCUUGUUAUAGCUGACGAGAAUGCUAGUCCUGUUCAUAUUGCAGCAGAUUUACUCUCUCAGGCCGAACAUGGUCCAGAUAGCCAGGUAGUUCUUGUCAUUGUUGGGGACAAUGUAAAUCUAGCUGCUAUACAAGAUGAACUCAACCGGCAGUGUCAAAGUCUUCCCAGGGGUGAAUUUGCAUCAAAAGCUCUUGAUCAUAGUUUUACUGUGAUUGCACAUGAUAUGAUUGAGGCAAUUUCUUUUUCAAACAUGUAUGCACCUGAGCAUCUGAUUGUAAAUGUAAAAGAUGCUGAGAAGUGGGAGAAUUACAUUGAGAAUGCAGGGUCUGUAUUUUUGGGGCCAUGGACACCAGAAAGCAUUGGAGAUUAUGCGAGUGGUACAAAUCAUGUCCUUCCGACUUAUGGGUAUGCACGGAUGUACAGUGGGGUGUCUUUAGACUCAUUCUUAAAGUACAUCACAGUACAGUCUCUGACUGAGGAGGGGCUGAAAAACAUAGGUCCUUGUGUUGCUACCAUGGCUGAUGUUGAAGGUUUGGAAGCCCACAAGAGAGCAGUCACCCUCAGAUUGAAGGACAUUCAAGCAAAAGAAUUGCUUACUGCUUAGAGGAUUCCCAGUCUUUUUAAUCAAAAGGUAUGAAAUCUGAGAGGAUAUGCAAUAGAAGGGAGAUAAAAAUGUCAUUCCCCAUAAAGGGAAAUGACAUUCUACUGCGGUU
Messenger RNA from Cuscuta campestris, 1969 nucleotides. NCBI's taxonomy places the organism in Eukaryota, Viridiplantae, Streptophyta, Magnoliopsida, Solanales, Convolvulaceae. The record is from the annotation of a GenBank genome assembly.